Messenger RNA from Cucumis melo (muskmelon), 544 nucleotides. RefSeq lists its product as uncharacterized. Lineage: Eukaryota; Viridiplantae; Streptophyta; Magnoliopsida; Cucurbitales; Cucurbitaceae. The record is from RefSeq and is a predicted model, not a curated record. The transcript has 4 exons. The coding region runs from base 63 to 440 and encodes 125 amino acids.
UCUACUCCUGAAGAUAUAUAUAUAUUCGAAGAGCAUACAAAAACCAUUCUGAGGAGACAAAAAUGGAGAGAAAUUUUACGGUAUCCAAACGCCUUCUCUUCGAUCGUCGCUACGGUUGGGUGAUUGAUGAGUGGAAAGACCCUUCGGAAGAAGCUUUGGCCGGUGGCCGAGGAAUGUUCUGCAUAGUGCCUCUCGUGAAAAGUUUGGUUAACUCAGUCACACAGAUGGUUAAUGUUGCAGCAAUAUCCACAGUUAAAGCUGUUGAAAAUCCAGAGCUACUUUCACCUCAGGUACUACAAGCAGGUCUGCAGGAAAGGCUUGAGAAAUUCACGUCGUCCAUACAAAACUCACCAUUUCGCCUUGGCUUCCAGAAAGUUACUGCUCCUUCAGUUUCUACUUGUUCCUUGCAUCUUCUAGAUGAAAAAAUUGAUCACAGUUAGCUGAAUGAAUAUUGAUCCUUACUCACUUGAAACUUAAAAGUGAAUUGUCUUUGAGAAAAGAAAAAUGAAGAUGAUAUCAACAUGAAGGUGAAAGUAUCUCUAUA